Molecule: messenger RNA, 300 nt
Organism: Gongylonema pulchrum
Lineage: Eukaryota; Metazoa; Nematoda; Chromadorea; Rhabditida; Gongylonematidae
Source: the annotation of a GenBank genome assembly
AUGGAACCAGGUGGUGGUACCGGUGCGACCACGACCGGUCGAAUUGUUCGCAUUCUGGGCCAUGAGUAUCCGCGUGAUCUGGUUGUGGCCAGGCUCUUCUACGUCUGUUAUUUCGCCUCAUUUGGCUCACUUUUCCCAUUGCUAGCUAUUUACUUCAAACAACUUGGAAUGAAUGCAUCACAAGCGGGUUUUUUACUGGGCGCGCGACCACUCGUCGAAUUUGCUGCACGACCGUUCUGGAGCAGUUUCGCCAAUAAAUUCCGCAAGGUACGCGAUGCACUGAGUAAAAAAGAAGAGUAA